ACAGAGAAGUCCGGGUGAGACCACGAGAGAGACUUUGAGAUUUUGAUUCCGUGCUGAAGUCACAGCCUAGCCUACGGACAGCAGUUGACAAAGUCCCAAAACAAACGAACGAAACGCGCUGCAUAGGCCUUACUUGCUCAAAACUUUUUUUUUUUUUACAAGAAUGGAUAUUAAGUGAGUGUCAGCUGAAGCACCUGUAUUUAUUAAGAUGCCUGAUUUUUUACUUCGGAUCAGUGUGCGAUUUUUAACAAACUCGGCGUGUUUUGAAGGCGUUCACCACUGAACUCAAGCUAAUAGUUCGCUCGGGAAAAUGCCUCGUCCUGGAAGAAACACGUACAGCGAUCAGAAGCCGCCCUAUUCCUACAUUUCGCUCACCGCUAUGGCCAUUCAGAGCUGCCCGGAGAAGAUGCUCCCGCUCAGCGAGAUUUACAAGUUCAUCAUGGACAGGUUUCCUUAUUACAGGGAGAACACGCAGCGCUGGCAGAACUCACUUCGCCACAACCUUUCCUUCAACGACUGCUUCAUCAAGAUCCCGCGGAGACCGGACCAGCCGGGCAAAGGCAGUUUCUGGGCUCUCCACCCCAGCUGCGGAGACAUGUUUGAAAACGGCAGCUUCCUGAGGCGCCGCAAGAGAUUCAAAGUGAUGAUCGCCUCCGAGCACCUGCAGAAACCCUCAGACGCGGCGCAUUACCUCCAGCAACAAGCGAAACUCAGAAUGACCGCUUUAGGAUCGCAUCUACCUCAGAUGACCGGCUACAACUUGAGCAUGUCGCAACCCUCCACUUUCAAACACCCUUUUGCCAUCGAAAACAUCAUUGCCAGAGAUUACAAAAUGCCAGGAAGCCUUGCGUUCUCCACCAUGCAGUCCAUGUCAACGGGUUAUCAGAUACACAAUCAGCUGACCACGGCGUGGCCCCACAUGUACAGCGGUAACGUGAUAGAUGCUGAGUACGCUGCCUAUGGAGUACCGCUCAAAUCCCUGAGUCAUGGCGCGCAGAGUUUACCGGCGAUCCCCGUGCCAAUCAAACCGGCUCCCGCGUCGGUCGCGUCCAUCCCGGCGCUGCACGCGCACCUCCCGGCGUUCCUCUCCGGCUCUCCACAGUCCCUCAGCCCGGCGUCUCCCAGCCAGAGCAGCCCCGCCGCACCGAGCCCGACCUCGCUGCUCCAUUCAGUCGCCGUGCACUGUCAAGAGGUCACUUAAAACUUUAGGAAGGACUUCCAACUUUCCGUACACAUCCGCCCUGAUUCACUGGCACCGACAAUAAGGCAAGACAAAACUGACAAACCAUCUUAUCCGAAAUAGAUAAAAAAGUGACUAUUUCAAAACGCAGUGGAAUUAAAUAUAACUCAAUUUGACGUAUAUGUCAUAAAUUUAGGCUACCUCAUAUUAUCAAAGGUCAAGUAUCCUGUUCAAAAUGCACAACGGACUACGAAAGCGUUCAUUAAGCAGAAUCACAAAGACGACCGUUCUCCGUGUAGAUAAUCUUUUGUGUAAUUUGAUGUUUUGGGCUAUUUUUUAAACCACGAAGUUUCAUCGAAAGAAACAGAUAGAGACUGAGGAUCGCACGUAUAUAAGCACAGAUGCUGCAGGGGUUUCCGUGUGGCAGUGUAGAAAUAUAAAGAUGGAAAUACGACGCACUUUUGGUGUGACUUUACAAAUGUCGAAAGAGAUGUUGUUCUGUGAACAACGCUCAGCCUAAUUUAUCCGCUUCGUUGAAAAUAUAGUCAAAGCUGUUGUAUAUAUAUAUGUUUUCUGUAUGAUGUUGACAUGCUCUGAUGUACUAGCAUGCUGCUUUUCACGUAUACCUGAAAUAAAUUAUAACCAUUCUCAUCAAAGCACAUUAAAAUAUCCCGAGACUCUUGCCAUUUUAGUUUGCAGGCUAUAAAAUAGUUGCUCAAUAUUGUAUUAUUAAUGUUGCGGAAAUUUGUUUUAAUGCAUGGUAAAGCAAUAGCAACAACCACGUAAUAAUAAUAGAAAUAAUAAACAUAAUAAUUAACAAAAUGUCUUAAUAGCACAAUUAUGUGUUGUAAAUUGCUUUUGUAAAUUAAAAGGAACAGACAAACAAUACUGAGCUCAAAAUACACUUGUUGGGCCAAUGGUUAAGAGUGUAAGCAAGAACUUUGUUUGAACGUUUUGUAUUGCAGAAAUGUAGUAAAAUCUGAGGGGAAAUUAUGAAUUAAAAAAAAAGCAUGCCUACAUAAUUUAUUUAAAAUCACUGAAUCUGAAUCAAGAUUGAUUUAUAUGUAUAGUAAGUCACGUGGUAAAUGAACAAAGCUGCUUUUGCACAUUUCGCUUAAUCGGUGAAGUUGCAUCCUUUUCAGAAGUCAUAUGUGUGUUCCUACACUACAAUAGCUAAUAAUGUAAUAAAAAACAGAAUUUAGUAAAAAAAAAAAAAUUGCAUGAAUGUCGCUGCCAUUAAGAAAAGAUCAGUGGCAUUUAAGAAGU
Molecule: messenger RNA, 2446 nt
Organism: Puntigrus tetrazona (Sumatra barb)
Lineage: Eukaryota; Metazoa; Chordata; Actinopteri; Cypriniformes; Cyprinidae
Gene: foxb1b
Product: forkhead box B1b
Exons: 1
Coding region: 311-1201 (296 amino acids)
Biological process (GO): regulation of transcription by RNA polymerase II; anatomical structure morphogenesis; cell differentiation
Molecular function (GO): DNA-binding transcription factor activity, RNA polymerase II-specific; RNA polymerase II cis-regulatory region sequence-specific DNA binding
Source: RefSeq, a predicted model, not a curated record